AUGGCGGAAUCCGAAUCCCCCAUUCUGGCUUUGAUCAGACAUCCAUUUGUGGAAACCUUCACUUUGCUCUACCUAGCUUUUCAGGAAAUACUCAGAUUUAUCUUCGCUCCCGUUCCACCUCCUCCUUCGGCUGCAAAAUCGGAUGUUACCCAGAAGAGAGUCGCUGUCAUCGGUGCUGGCUUGACUGGAGUCUCUUCCGCUGCUCAUUGUGUAGGUCAUGGCUUUGAUGUCCAAGUCUUUGAGUCAAGAUCGAAAGAGAAAGGAUUGGGUGGAAUAUGGAGCAGGGUCAAUUCCACCUCAGCACUCCAGGUGCAUAGUUUGAUGUAUCGAUUCCAUCCUUCAGUCCACUACGAUAGCGCCUAUCCAAGUCAACAACAAAUCAAAGAGCAGAUAGUUGCUCUAUGGGAACGAUACGACCUUGAGCGGCGUACGGUCUUCGACACUCGUGUUACGUCCGUUAAAAAGACCAACAAGGGCCAGUGGAUUAUAAAUGACGACGAAGAUAAAUACGGAUUAUUUGAUGGUGUCUUAACAGCCGCAGGUGUUUGUGGAGAUCCACAGAUGCCUACACUGCCCGACCAGCAGAACUUUAAGGGCCAGAUCUUCCAUUCAUCUAAUCUCGACGGUAAAGAUGCCAAGGGCAAGAAAAUCUUGAUAAUUGGUGGUGGAGCUAGUGCAAUUGAGGCGCUGGAGUUUGCCGUCAAGUCUGGCGCAGCCGAGAUUGAUGUCUUGUCGCGAUCUGACAAGUGGAUCAUUCCGCGAAAUGUAUUGGUUCAGUCACUGCUUGCCAUGAAUGUAUUCGGUCAGGAGACUUACCUUUCUUGGAUCCCUGAAUGGUUUCUACGCAAAUUCUUCUAUCGCGACCUUCAAGAUAUUGCACCAACGAAAGAUGGAAUUUUCACCCAGACCCCCAUGGCAAACUCGGAACUUUUUGACCAGAUUCGUGCUGGCAAGGCUCGUUGGCUGCGAGGUGAUAUCGUUUCAGUGGAGGAGAAUGGUAUUUUGUUCAACCAUCGGGCGCAAGGUGUGCCCAAGGGUGGUCCGGGCAAAGAACAAGUAGUGAAGGGUGAUAUUAUUGUUAUGGCUACCGGCUUCAAACGUCCAUCACUGAAUUUCUUACCAGAUGUGGUAUUUGAAGAGCCAUAUGGACCGCCAAAUUGGUACCUUCAAGUCUUCCCACCACAGUAUCCGGAUAUCUGUGCAAACAAUAGCACCUACGUUAACGCCAUCGGUACUGUUGGUAAUAUGCACAUUGGAAUUUAUACACGGUUCUUAAUCAUGUUUUUGAGCGAUCCGUUGACACGUCCGACGGAAGAGAGGAUGAAGACCUGGAUUGACUUCACUCGGUUCAUGAAGCGUCUUGCACCUACGAAUGCCUUCGAUUUCUUCACCUAUGCAGAACUCAUGUAUUGGUACACAUUUGUACUGAUUGUUAAUCCCUUCCGAUGGAAAUGGGCGCUCUUUGUGCUCUUUGGAAUUGGACAUGCUUUGCCUAUGAUGGUUGUUGAACAGGAGAAUGCAUUCCGCGAGGAGUUGAAGGAGCAACGCAAAGUCAAAUAA
This is a messenger RNA of Penicillium malachiteum, 1560 nucleotides long. Its product is annotated as flavin-containing monooxygenase. The transcript is spliced from 2 exons. The record is from RefSeq and is a predicted model, not a curated record. The coding region runs from base 1 to 1560 and encodes 519 amino acids. Lineage: Eukaryota; Fungi; Ascomycota; Eurotiomycetes; Eurotiales; Aspergillaceae. Gene Ontology annotation, molecular function: NADP binding; N,N-dimethylaniline monooxygenase activity; flavin adenine dinucleotide binding.